CAACAAUACUUAAAGGAGCGUCAGAAUUCUAUAUUAAAUGUUUAUUGUGUUUUAGUGACUACAAACUUGAAUUAAGUUAAAGUAUUUCUUUUUGUUAUUCAAGAUAAAAGAGAAAACUAAUUUCUUUAAAAUUUGAAAUUCUAUCUUUUCUAUUCAACUAAGUGCCUCAGAAAUAUAAAGGAAUAAUCAUUCUUUCAAUUGAAAAUAUGUGUUGUUAAAGAAAUUAAUAGUGUUGGAAAUGGUUAUUGAAGAUUAAUCAUAAGAUCUACGCGUAGUUUGAAUAUUAAUUGUUUGUUGUGACAUCAAAUUAACACUUUAAGAUGGGAUGUACUUGUGAAAAGAUUUGGAGGAGAAAACAUUCUAAAAUUGGUCAUAAAUGUGACAGUUUUGAUUCUCCGCCAAAUUUGACAGAUGCUCAGAAAGCAGUUAUUCGGAAUAAUUGGCAAAUUUUAAAAUGUCAUGUGGCAAAUAUUGGAGUUAUAACAUAUGUUGGUAUGUUUGAAAGCAGGCCAGAGCUAUUGGAAGUAUUUUCAAAGUUCAAGGGGAGAGACCUCGACGAAUUACGACGCGCCGGUCUUCUCCGUCAACAUGCACUUCGGGUAAUGGCUACAAUUGACAAAGUGAUUACACGACUUGACGAGCCUUCCAGUUUAAAACAGAUGCUCAGGGAGGUGGGAGAACACCACAAAGUAUAUAAAGUGCCUCCUGAUUAUUUGCAGGUCAUUUUGCCACAUUUCUUGAAUGCAAUCAAACCCCAUAUCGAGGAUGAUUGGUGUGAUGAUUUAGAGGACGCGUGGAAAACUAUGUUCGCUGUUAUCUUGUAUCAUAUGAAAGAAGGAUAUAAUGAGACAAACCACAAUCAAAGACAUUACAUCGUUGAAUCGUAACAUAUAAAAUGUAUGCAUUCAAACGAUCACCUAGAAAAUGAGAUUGACAAUUUUAUCAUCAUUUCAGUAUUAAAAUUGUGUACAGCAAAUAUGUGACAAUCAAGACAAGUGAAUGAUCUAUUAAUGCAUUUUCUAUAUGUCAGUGAAUAAUCCUUUC
Ruditapes philippinarum (Manila clam) is the source of this 1044-nucleotide messenger RNA. Its product is annotated as cytoglobin-2-like. Gene Ontology annotation, molecular function: heme binding; oxygen binding. NCBI's taxonomy places the organism in Eukaryota, Metazoa, Mollusca, Bivalvia, Venerida, Veneridae. The coding region runs from base 321 to 887 and encodes 188 amino acids. The transcript is spliced from 3 exons. The record is from RefSeq and is a predicted model, not a curated record.